UGAAGGUCGCGAGGUGAGUAAUGGUGGCCGUGCUCAGCCCUGGAGACGCCGAGGGCGGGCCUACUUACCUUGUCCAUGUCCUGCGUUUGCCAUGGAGUCUUUAUCUUUCUGCUUCUGUCUUCCUUGUCUUGUUCCACUAUACUCCUACAACACCACAAACCCCACGACCAUGAAGCUCAACGGGUUGAGCACGGCAGCUCUGGCUGUGGUGGCCUUGUUGCCACUGGCAGCUUCUGUUAACAUAAACUUAGACGAUGAGGUGUCCAUUAUGAGUACUGCGGCAACCUACGCCUACGAAAUAAUGACCUACUACACGAACAAUGCUACAAACACCCCCGCGGACGAAGUGGGGUCGUUCCCGAAGCCCCCGUACUACUGGUGGGAAUCUGGCGCUGUAUGGGGAGGUCUGGUGGACUACUGGGCAUACACAAACGAUUCAAGCUAUGUCGAUACUACGAGGGACGCCCUGGUGGCCAACUUCGGUCCUAACCAGGACUUGAUCAUGCCAAAUAAGCGGGACCAAGAGGGCAACGAUGAUCAAGCUUUCUGGAUCUUUGCGCUCAUGUCUGCUCUAGAAUACCAAUUCCCCAUUCCUUCAGAUUCCGAUCCCCAAUACCUCGAUGUUGCGAAGAAGGCCUUUGACGGUAUGGCGGCGCGCUGGGACACCAAGACCUGCAAUGGUGGGCUGAAGUGGCAGAUCUACCCUGACAGCGUUGUUGGGUAUGAUUACAAGAACAGCGUAUCGAACGGUGCCUUCUUCGCACUCGCUGCAAGGCUGGCUAGAUACACAGGCAACCAGACAUACACGGACUGGGCAGUCAAGACAUGGGAUUGGUCUCAGCGGAUCGGGCUGAUCGGACCUAAAUACGAGAUCUUCGACGGCAGCGACGACAAGCUCAACUGCUCGGAGGUGAACCAUAUGCAAUGGAGCUACGGUGUUGGGAUCUACUUGCACGGCGCGGCUACCCUGUACAACUUUACCAACGGAUCUGCGAUCUGGCAGCAACGGACCUCCGGACUCCUAGAGCGAAGCGCCGUUUUCUUCUCGCCAUUCAAGAACGCGACCAAUAUCAUGUGGGAGGCUGCUUGUGAGGGCGCCCAUAGCUGUAAUACGGACCAGCAGAGCUUCAAGGCGUAUCUUGCCCGUUUCCUUGCGAAGACCGCUAUCUUGGCUCCGUUCACGGCACCAGCAGUCAAGACUCUCCUUCGCACUUCUGCGGCGGCCGCAGCGAAGUCUUGCUCUGGCGGCAGCCACGGAACGACUUGCGGGACGAAGUGGUAUACAGGAGGAUACGAUGGCACCUAUGGUCUCGGCCAACAACUCAACGCGCUCGAGGUUACCCAGGCUCUUUUGGCUGGAAAAGCUGGCGCUCCGGACACACAGGCCGAUGUUCAUAUCGUAAACAAGCCAGUUACGACUACCCAAGCUGUGCCGGCCAAGACCAGCACAGCACUUCCGACACACACGAAGAACGCUGCGAUGAUGGCGAGAGGGGUUCGAGGGGUUCUCGGCGGUGCAGCCGUCGGCGCGGCCGUCGUGGGAGUAUGGUAAUGCUUCAUUAUUUCAAACUUUUCCUACUCUAAUACUAAUAAACUUUCCUAUUCUUCAGAGUCCCUAGAUUUCAUAUCCCACUACUUGGGUCUCCUCAAUUCCCUAGAUUACGUAUCUUUCCUAGGGUCGGUCUUGCAUAUCAACGGCGUCACGGACGAGUAAUCUUUAUAAAGGACAGGGAAAUGGUAGCUCUCGAGCACCUGUAUAUCGACUUGCAUGGGCGGUGUUUGGGCUAGGCUUUUGCAUGACACGGACGGGUGGUAUAGCAUAGCUCCAUGGUUGGUAGCACGGCCACGGCGUUAGAGUGGGAAUCGACCACACCGGACUUCGGUUUUCACGAGAAUACAAACCACUCUUCACAUACUCUUACAAGGGUAUAAUCUGAUAUUCUGGAGUCUACCACACCUCUAAAUGCUUACUAUAUGUUUAUAACUAUAGAUUUUGUGAUACUCGACACUC
Messenger RNA from Mytilinidion resinicola, 2011 nucleotides. Its product is annotated as mannan endo-1,6-alpha-mannosidase. The record is from RefSeq and is a predicted model, not a curated record. The transcript is spliced from 3 exons. Gene Ontology annotation, biological process: fungal-type cell wall biogenesis; carbohydrate catabolic process. Bases 92 to 1552 code for a protein of 486 amino acids. Gene Ontology annotation, molecular function: mannan endo-1,6-alpha-mannosidase activity. Lineage: Eukaryota; Fungi; Ascomycota; Dothideomycetes; Mytilinidiales; Mytilinidiaceae.